AUGGGCACAGUAUCUGGACUUUCAACUCAGGUUGUUUCGCAGAACCUUCUCAUAUGUGUCAUCCUCUUCUACACUGUGUACUACGUGGCUCUGGGCAGGUACUGGGUGAUGCUCAAGGUGUAUGUGUUGGAUGUCCUGGCACCGUCUGACUUCAAAACAAAUCCCUCAUGGCUCAACACAAAUUAUAAAGGUCACCUACUUUGCGGAUUGCUUUUUGUUCUGGUGGUAGAAGAAUGGGUUUGGGAUUAUGGUAUUUCAGUAACUAUUCUUCAUGUUGCCAUCACUUCAACUGUUAUGUUGGAAUCCCCUUUGACAUCACAUUGA
Messenger RNA from Globicephala melas (long-finned pilot whale), 324 nucleotides. The record is from RefSeq and is a predicted model, not a curated record. Lineage: Eukaryota; Metazoa; Chordata; Mammalia; Artiodactyla; Delphinidae.